Molecule: messenger RNA, 1447 nt
Organism: Loxodonta africana (African savanna elephant)
Lineage: Eukaryota; Metazoa; Chordata; Mammalia; Proboscidea; Elephantidae
Gene: TNFRSF6B
Product: TNF receptor superfamily member 6b
Exons: 2
Coding region: 255-1328 (357 amino acids)
Molecular function (GO): protein binding
Source: RefSeq, a predicted model, not a curated record
GUCACAUCCCCCUCCCCCGGCGGGGGCGGGGCUGGUCCGGCCCGCCCUCCCCCUCCUCCAUAAAGGACGCUGCCCGGGAGGCGCGUGCUUGGGGCGCACCGGGAGACCGCAGGUAGGGCUGGGUCUCGGCCUGGUUGGGCAUUAGAGAAGGCGGGCGGGCCCCGGGCGGGCUGUAUUCGCAGCCCUAGUGAGCCCUGCGUCUCCUCCGCACCAGAGCGCCCCGGAAGCCGUAGACAUUCGCUCGACUGAGAACCAUGAAAGUGACCGAGAAGACUGGCCAGGCCCCGUCGUGGGCGCUGCCCGCCCUGCUGCUGGCGCUGGUCGUGCGCGGGGCGGCGACCGAUGCGCCCACCUUCCCGUGGCGGGAUGCGGAGACGCGUGAGUGGCUAGUGUGUGGCCAGUGUCCGCCGGGCACUUUCAUGCUACGGCCCUGCAGCCGGGGCAGCCCCACGGCGUGCCGCGCGUGCCCGCCGCGUCACUACACGGAGUUCUGGAACUACCUGGAGCGCUGCCGCUACUGCAACGUCAUCUGCGGGGAGCGCGAGGAGGAGGUGCGGCCGUGCACCAGCGCCCACAACCGCGCCUGCCGCUGCCAGCCCGGCUUCUUCGCGCACGCCGGCUUCUGCCUGGAGCACGCACAGUGCCCGCCCGGCGCGGGUGUGGUCGCCCCCGGCACCCCCAGCCAGAACACGCAGUGCCAGCCAUGCCCCCUAGGCACCUUCUCGGCCGGCAGCUCGAGCUCAGAGCGCUGCCAGCCCCACCGCAACUGCACGGCCCUGGGCCUGACCCUCAACGUGGCGGGCUCUUCCUUCCAUGACGCCCUGUGCACCAGCUGCCCCAACUUCUCCCUCAGCACCCUAGAGCCAGGUGAGCUCCGCCUCCAGCCUGCAGUCUCUGGAGCUAGGCCUGAGUCAAGCCUGGAGCGUGAAGCACUCCAGGUGGUCUCUGGGCCCGAGGAGACUGCCUCAGAGGCAGGUAAGAUACGAUCCCACCUCACGUUGGGAGAGAGACCCAGAGCGUUCCAACAGUGGCCCCAGGUCCGCCACGCCUCUACUCCAAGCCCUCCCCUGAAGCCCACCUCGCCCCUCGCAGCCGCCACAAGCACGCUCCCCGCCCCAGCCCCGAAUCCCCCUCGCUGCUCCCCCUCCGCCAGACACGCCCCCACCGCGCGUCCUGCCGCCUGGGCGGCACACUCAUCUCCUGGGAUCCCGCCGCUGGUCUCGCCUUCGGGUCUGACCAGCGACCCCCGCCCCCACGCUCCUGCGCCGAUGGGCUCGUUUUCCACCUUUGCUCGUCCAGCGCUUCUACCCCCAGCGGUCAGCCCGUGAGGGACUGACCCGAGCCCCUGUCCUCCCGCAGGGCACGAGGAGUGCGAGCGCGCCCUCCUGGACUUCGUGGCUUUCCAGGACAUCUCCUUUAAGAGGCUCCUGCGGCUGCAGCAGGCCCU